Messenger RNA from Seriola dumerili (greater amberjack), 1416 nucleotides. RefSeq names its product cytosolic sulfotransferase 1-like. Gene Ontology annotation, biological process: sulfation. The record is from RefSeq and is a predicted model, not a curated record. The transcript is spliced from 8 exons. Lineage: Eukaryota; Metazoa; Chordata; Actinopteri; Carangiformes; Carangidae. Gene Ontology annotation, cellular component: cytoplasm. Gene Ontology annotation, molecular function: sulfotransferase activity. The coding region runs from base 212 to 1114 and encodes 300 amino acids.
GGGGGCGGACGAACCAGGAAUGAGCAGGCAGGCCGGUAAUCAGAGCCACACGAAUGAUCAGGAAACCAGCAGGGAAGCACUCACGUUGCGACGUUUAUCGGGCGUUUACCGGGGCAGAGUCGAUACCGGGAAGUCAGUCCGGAGAUGAACGCUGGAAAGUCUUGCACGGACACAGAACAAUUGGAGAUGGACUGCAGCUGGGAGCAACAGGAUGGAUUCACUUUCUCGACCAGAACUUUUUGAUUUCCAUGGAGUCUCAAUGACUCGCUAUUUCACAGACAACUGGGAUAAUAUUCAAAACUUCCAGGCCAGGCCAGAUGAUAUUCUUAUUGCAACAUACCCCAAAGCAGGAAACACCUGGGUCUCCUACAUCCUUGACCUGCUGUAUUUUGAUCAGACAUCUCCAGAGUGUCAGAAAUCCGUCCCCAUUUAUGCAAGAGUACCUGUCUUAGAGAUCACCUUCCCUUCUCUGCAGCCAGAAUCUUCAACCAUACACAAAGGAACAGACAUGGUGGACAAUCUCCUCACUUCUCCUCGACUCAUUAAGACUCAUCUUCCGGUCCAGUUUGUGCCAAAAUCUUUUUGGGAGCAAAACUGCAGGAUAGUCUAUGUGGCCCGCAAUGGCAAGGACAGCGUGGUAUCUUUUUUCCACCAAGAGCGCAUGACCAUGAUCCUCCCAGAGCCUGGAGACUGGAGCAGUUACCUCCAGAGGUUUAUGGAGGGAAAGAUGGUGUUUGGAUCCUGGUAUGACCAUGUGAACAACUGGUGGGAGAAGAAACAGAUGUAUUCAAACCUCCAUUACAUGUUCUACGAAGAUCUUGUUGAGGAUACUGGACGGGAAAUAGACAAACUCUGCUGCUUUCUUGGUUUGUCUCCUUCAGCUCAGGAGAAGGAACGACUUGCAGGCAGAGUGCAGUUUGACAAUAUGAAACAGGACAAUGUGGUCAACCAUUCAGCAUUUCUAGGAAUGGAUUUCAAACUUUCUUCGUUCAUAAGGAAAGGGAAGGUUGGUGACUGGAAAAACCAUUUCACUGUGGCGCAGAGUGAAGAGUUUGAUGAGGACUACAAGAAAAAGAUGAAGAAUCCCACACUGACAUUUCGCAAUGAAAUUUAGAGGUCCGGUGCAGCUGCAGCUACAUAACGAAAAUUCCUUAACUGUGAUAUGUGAUCAAAUAGAUAAUGUUAGAGAGAUAGAUAGAGAUAGAUAAUUACUGAGUCAGGUGCUUAAUUUUAAGCGCUGAGGAAAUGAUCUAAUCAGUCUGAAUACAUAAGUUUAUCAAAUAUCAAAACUUGAUGACUUUGACUUUUACAGAUUUAAGCGUUAUAUCACUAGUUUGUCAAAAUGAAUUUGAUAGAGGUAUAUCAACUGUACAGCUGCAAUCCAGUCAAAUGUCAGUCUAGAUUAAAAGACUGAAA